CCACGGGACAGAUCAUACAUCCUGUAUCUACUACGAAGACAUUCAGGUCAAGCUGUAUUAAGCACCUUGUGUUCGCGCCGCACAGCCGGCAGCGAGAUCGAAAGCUUCCAAGAUGUCUUCUCUCCAACCAUAUGUCAACAAGAAGGUCUUGGUGUUGACCAGCGAUUCGAGAACGCUUGUGGGCACGUUGCUCUCUUGUGAUCAAAUGACAAACCUGGUACUGUCGCAAACUGUCGAGCGUAUCAUACGACCACCAGAUGAUCCGGAGCCUUCUAGCGAAGUACCUCAUGGGCUUUAUCUGAUUCGGGGAGACAACGUUGCGGUCGUCGGUUUGGUGGAUGAGGAGCUGGAUGACAGUAUCGAUUGGUUACAGGUCAGGGGAGCUGUUGUAGGGGGUGUCAAGCAUUCAUGAUGGAAACAUUUAAGGAUAGUUGACUACAAGAUCAUGAGAAUCUGAGUGCCACGCUGGUGGAGAUGAAGGAAAUGUCAGAGUGGUUGCAUAUAUGGCGUUCUGGGACAAUGAGGAAUUCAUCUUGACAGACUUUUUCAGAUGCAGAAAUGAGCCAAAGAGCUUUUUUUCCAACACAAGUGAUAUCAAUGACAGG
Molecule: messenger RNA, 605 nt
Organism: Mollisia scopiformis
Lineage: Eukaryota; Fungi; Ascomycota; Leotiomycetes; Helotiales; Mollisiaceae
Product: Sm-like ribonucleoprotein
Exons: 3
Coding region: 113-412 (99 amino acids)
Biological process (GO): mRNA splicing, via spliceosome
Cellular component (GO): precatalytic spliceosome; U4/U6 x U5 tri-snRNP complex; U6 snRNP
Molecular function (GO): RNA binding
Source: RefSeq, a predicted model, not a curated record